Ostertagia ostertagi is the source of this 426-nucleotide messenger RNA. The record is from the annotation of a GenBank genome assembly. NCBI's taxonomy places the organism in Eukaryota, Metazoa, Nematoda, Chromadorea, Rhabditida, Trichostrongylidae.
AUGUUGCGAGCACUUGGACGAACGGUUUACCUCACUGCAAGAUUUACCCCGCAGAUUCGACACCCUAACGUGAUAGCUAGCUUAAACAAUUUCGAUCAAACCCGACGGAUACAGCAAACUCGAUGGAACAGUAACGCAAAUCCUCAGCGGAAAGGGUUUUUAGGAAAACUCAUUGAUAAUGUGAAAGAAGAAUUGGAAAAGAACAAGGAGUUACAAGCACGCAUUGCUGCAGAACAUGUGGAGAAAAUUGCAGAGAAAGUGGGCGAUACAGAAGUUUAUAAGCAAGUCUCCUCGUCGAUGAAAGUCGUGAAGGACGAGAUUGAUAACAUCACCGAUGUUCGAAUGUACAGCCGACCAGAGGUGCUGAAGAAACGAACAGAAGGAUUUGCUGACGCGUUCGCAAACCGGACUGUAGAGGCGAAUGAG